AUGGGCGCCUAUCUCUAUAGGCGCCUAUCUCUAGGGGCGCCUAUCUCUAUGGGCGCCUAUCUCUAUGGGCGCCUAUCUCUAUGGGCGCCUAUCUCUAUGGGUGCCUAUCUGUAUGGGCGCCUAUCUCUAUGGGCGCCUAUCUCUAUGGGCGCCUAUCGCUAUGGGCGCCUGUCUCUAGGGGGGCGCCUAUCUCUAGUGGCGCCUAUCUCUAGGGGCACCUAUCUCUAUGGGCGCCUAUCUCUAGGGGCGCCUAUCUCUAUGGGCGCCUAUCUCUAUGGGUGCCUAUCUCUAUGGGCGCCUAUCUCUAUGGGCGCCUAUCUCUAUGGGCGCCUAUCUCUAUGGGCGCCUAUCUCUAUGGGCGCCUAUCUCUAUGGGCGCCUAUCUUUAUGGGCGCCUAUCUCUAUGGGCGCCUAUCUCUAUGGGCGCCUGUCUCUAGGGGGGCGCCUAUCUCUAGGAGCGCCUAUCUCUAGGGGCGCAUAUCUCUAUGGGCGCCAAUCUCUAAGGGCACCUAUCACUAUGGGCGCCUAUCUCUAUGGGCGCCUAUCUCUAGGGGCGGCUAUCUCUAUGGGCGCCUAUCUCUAUGGGCGCCUAUCUGGGCGCCUAUCUCUAUGGGCGCCUAUCUCUAUGGGCGCCUAUCUCUAUGGGUGCCUAUCUCUAUGGGCGCCUAUCUCUAUGGGCGCCUAUCUCUAUGGGCGCCUAUCUCUAUGGGCGCCUAUCUCUUUGGGCGCCUAUCGCUAUGGGCGCCUAUCUCUAUGGGCGCCUAUCUCUAGGGGUUCCUAUCUCUAUGGACGCCUAUCUCUAGGGGCGCCUAUCUCUAUGGGCCCCUAUCUCUAUGGGCGCCUAUCUCUAUGGGCGCCUAUGUCUAUGGGCGCCUAUCUCUAUGGGCGCCUAUCUCUAUGGGCGCCUAUCUCUAUGGGCGCCUAUCUCUUUGGGCGCCUAUCUAUUUGGGCGCCUUUCUCUAUGGGCGCCUAUCUCUAUGGGCGCCUCUCUCUAUGGGCGCCUAUCUCUAGGGGCGCCUUUCUCUA
This is a messenger RNA of Closterium sp. NIES-65, 1025 nucleotides long. The record is from the annotation of a GenBank genome assembly. Lineage: Eukaryota; Viridiplantae; Streptophyta; Zygnematophyceae; Desmidiales; Closteriaceae.